AUGGGUGUCCCCAAGUUCUUCCGUUGGCUGAGCGAGCGAUAUCCUGCGAUAUCGCAGCUCAUCGCCGAGAAUCGCAUCCCGGAAUUCGACUGUCUUUACCUGGACAUGAACGGCAUUAUACAUAACUGCACACACAAGGAUACAGACUCUCCUACCUUUCGCAUGACCGAGGAUCAGAUGUUUAUUGCGAUUUUCAAUUACGUCGAGCAUCUGUACGGGAAAAUCAAACCUAAAAAGCUCUUCUUCAUGGCAGUCGAUGGGGUUGCGCCUCGCGCCAAGAUGAACCAACAGCGCGCUCGAAGGUUUCGCACAGCUCUGGAUGCGGAAGUAGCGAAGGAGAAGGCCAUCGCCCAGGGUAUAGAGAUGCCAAAGGAGGAUCCGUUUGACAGCAAUUGCAUUACGCCAGGAACCGAGUUCAUGGCCAAGUUGACUAAGCAAUUGAAAUACUUCAUCAACAAAAAGGUCUCGGAAGAUACGGAUUGGCAAGGCGUGGAUAUCGUUCUAUCUGGCCAUGAAGUCCCGGGAGAGGGUGAGCAUAAGAUCAUGGAAUACAUUCGUCAGAAGAAAGCACAACCCGGCUACGACCCCAACGUCCGACAUUGUCUCUACGGCCUGGAUGCCGAUCUGAUUAUGCUCGGGCUUCUUAGCCAUGACCCUCACUUCUGUCUUCUUCGUGAAGAAGUUACCUUUGGAAGGCCGAACCAAAAGAAAACAAAAGAGCUGGAGCACCAAAAUUUCUAUCUGUUGCACCUCUGCAUGGUUCGGGAGUAUCUGGAGUUAGAAUUUCAGGAGUUGAAAGAAAAAGAGAUGGGUUUUCCUUUUGACAUGGAACGGGUCAUCGACGAUUUUAUUCUUAUGGCUUUCUUUGUUGGAAACGACUUCCUACCGAACCUACCGAGGCUCCACAUUAACGAAGGUGCAUUGGCAGUGAUGUUCAAGAUAUACAAAGAUACUCUACCGAAAAUGGGCGGCUACAUGAAUGAGAAAGGCACCAUCAACCUUGAACGGUUGGGAAUCCUGCUUGAUGCUUUGACUGACGUCGAAUUUCGAUUUUUCGAAGCCGAAUACUCGGAUGCUAAAUGGAUUCGGGCCAAGAGGAAUGGCGUCGAAACGUUGGAAUUGCCGGAGAACCAGAAAACCUUCACUAUCACACCCGCGCAGAAGGAGAUCUUAAAGGAAGUAAAGAAAUAUGUCCUUAAUCGGCCAGAAAACGUGCGUGACUCGAAACCGUUGGAUCUCCCAUCCACUCUACCCGCGCGUGACCGCAAAUUUGUAGAACAACUUGCAGAUGAUCUGCGCUUGCGAUGGACCACAAUCGAGGAUGAACAUGGUGACCGCUUCAUCAGGCUGCAGUUACCUGCAGCGGCCAAUGCGGGUGGAAAUUCCGAAGGCAGCAAUGAAGAAGAUGAGGAGGAGGAGGAGGAGGAAGAUGAAGAGGCGUCCAUGGCGCUCCACCGGGUUAUCAAGAAAUAUGAGAAUGCGAAGGUGCAAGAAUUCUCUGCGGAGGAAGCAAGAGCUGCGGCCGAAGAGAAAUACGAGAAGAAAUUCCAGCAAUGGAAGAACAAGUACUAUGAGGAAAAGUUUGGCUUCAGCCUUGACAACGAAGAGGAGAUGAAAAAAUUGACGGAAAACUAUGUACAGGGCCUCCAAUGGGUCUUGUAUUAUUACUACAGAGGCAUAGUGUCUUGGCCCUGGUUCUUUCGAUAUCAUUAUUCUCCGAUGAUUUCUGAUGUCAAAAAGGGUCUUGGUGCGGAUAUGAACUUCAAGUUGGGCCAGCCCUUCCGGCCGUUUCAGCAACUUAUGGGCGUCCUUCCCGACCGCAGCAAGCAGAUCGUGCCUCCUGCAUAUCGUGAUCUGAUGACAUCACCAGAGUCACCCAUCAUUGAUUUUUAUCCUCAUGGAAUGGGAGGCGGUGGUAAAGAUUCCGUUAUUGAUGAGAAACGCCUCUUGAGCGCGAUGGCGACGAGGGACCACUUGCUCACUCCUGAGGAGAGGGAGAGAAAUGAGUUCGGUGUGACACUCAAAUUCACCUACUCGCCUGAUAUUGAAUUCACAUAUCCAUCAUCCCUCCCUGGGAUAUUUCCGGAUAUCCCGCAUUGCCAUUGCAUUGAGAACAUUUUCGACCUGCCGACAAUGGAAGGCUUGGAGCCUUUUAUCGGCCUCGUCGAGGGUGUGAAACUUGGCGCAGCUGCACUGGCAGGCUUCCCUUCUCUGAAGACCCUGCCGCAUGCUGGCCAGCUGGCCUUCCACGGGGUCAAUGUUUUCCAGCAAGACAGUCGUAAUGAGAGCAUGAUCGUUACGAUACUUGAGUCGGAAAAGAGGUCAAGCAUUGAAUUGGCCAAAGAGAAACUUGGAAAAAGAGUCUAUGUUGGGUGGCCAUUCCUGCAGGAGGCUCUCGUGGUACGCGUUUCCGAUGAGCUCUUCGAUUACGUGUUGCCUGAAGGAGAACAAAACGUGGUCUCUAUUCCUCACUCCCAGCAACAGAUCGAGCAGUGGCACAAGAAGGCGGAAAGGAUAGAGGGAUAUUACAGUAAACGACUGGGAAUGAUUAUAGGCCCAGUUGAAUCGAUGGUGCAUGUGCACAUGCUGAAAGGCUUGAGGAAGACCGAUGAGGGAGCGACGGUGAAGGAGUUCGCAGAAAUUCCUGGGCAAGAGACCGACUACGCUCUGCAACUUAUUGUGGACCAUGUUAUCAGCGAAGACGAACGGUUCAUCGAACGGGAGGCUCUCCCGAUCGAGGAAGAGUUCCCUGAAGGCUCGAGAGCUUUCUUCCUUGGCGAGUACAAUUAUGGCAGACCGGUGCAUGUCAUUGGACACGAGAAGGGGAAAGUUAAUGGAUUGAUCGCAUCGGUCAAGGGCAAAGAGCCAGAGUUCGGGAAGCUCCAUGCGAAAGCUGCUGAGAAGCUAUCGCCAUAUAUCCCUUCCUUCGCGAUUGCGAAGAGCUUACAACUGAAUCCCUUGGUGUUGGCCAAGAUCACGUCCUCGUUCUCCGUGAUGGUCAACAACCAGCGAGUGAACCUAGGCCUCAAUCUCAAGUUCGAGGCGCGGAAACAAAAGGUUUUGGGAUAUUCCCGUCGCGGAGAGUCUGGCUGGGAAUUCAGUCAGAAGGCCAUUGAUCUGGUCCAGCAGUACAUGAUCAGGUUUCCCGACUUCAUUGCCGGGAUUCAGCGGAAUCCUCAAGGCGAUCGAUACGAGCCGACCGAUUUCUACCCAGAGGAGAUCGCAAUGCAGAAGAUCAAAGAGAUCCGAGAAUGGUUGAAGUCUAUUGAGGCAAAGAGCUUCGAACGAGUGCCGCUUGAUGCCGAGCAACUUGAUUCCGAUAUUGUUAAGCUGAUCGAACAGGACGCGGACCGUCUCGUGCAGAGCCAGCCGCCACCAGAAGCGAAGAAGAUCAAAGGUGUUCCUCGGGGCGCUCUCCUGAAGCCUUCCGAUGUGGAACAACGGCUUGGGAACCAGAAAUUCGCACUAGGAGAUAGAGUCGUUUAUGCGCAGGAUUCGGGAAAGGUCCCUAUCGCCACACGGGGAACCGUUGUCGGACUCACACGGACACCUCGGACGGUUCUGCUGGAUGUCGUGUUCGAUGUUUCUUUCAUGAGCGGGACCACGCUGGGAGACCGUUGCUCUCCGUUCCGAGGCUCGACAGUCCCAGUAUCCUCUGUUCUGAAUCUGACAAACAAACAACUGGUUGUCAGCACCCGUGCUGCCGCGGAGCAGCAAGCUCAGAAGCAGAAGACUCCCCUGACAAUCCAAGGGUAUGGCACACCACUUGGGCCCGGUGGGCAGGGGCAGCUGAGAGAAGCACGGCCUCCUCCUCCACUGAAAGGAACAUUCCGUGGUGCUCUUGCGGGACAACAGAAUGGCGUUUCUCGAGGGACAGGAGCUCCUCGUGGUCCUCGCGGUGGCCGGGGUGCUGUAAAUGGUGCCUCGCUCCCAGUACGACCACACCCCAAUGGCACUGGGCAGCCGAAUCAUGCUGGGAAGCAGAAUCAGGAUGGGCAGCCGAAUCACACUGGGCAGUCGAAUCACACUAGGCAGCCGAGUGACGAUUCUCAUCCUCGUGGGGGACGAGGCCGGGGAGGUCCUGCCAGGGGCCAACGCGGAGGCCGUGGCGGUCAGGCUUACACUCGAGGUGGUUAUAUUGCUCUCGAAAAAGGGGACCCCGAAGAAGGCGUGGUCAAGAACAACCCCAACUUCAAGCCGCAAAAUUACUCCAACGUACCGCCACCUCCAAAUCUGAACAGAGGAAGUAUACGGGGUGGCAGAGCGGGCGGUGGCCGUGGUGCACCACGUGGGAACGCUCUCAGAGGUGGUAGAGGUGUGCAUCGAGGAAGAGGUGCUGCGGUGGCUUCUUAA
Molecule: messenger RNA, 4353 nt
Organism: Rasamsonia emersonii CBS 393.64
Lineage: Eukaryota; Fungi; Ascomycota; Eurotiomycetes; Eurotiales; Trichocomaceae
Product: Phosphodiesterase I
Exons: 3
Coding region: 1-4353 (1450 amino acids)
Biological process (GO): nuclear-transcribed mRNA catabolic process; rRNA catabolic process
Cellular component (GO): nucleus
Molecular function (GO): RNA binding; 5'-3' RNA exonuclease activity
Source: RefSeq, a predicted model, not a curated record